This is a messenger RNA of Erythranthe guttata (spotted monkey flower), 456 nucleotides long. Lineage: Eukaryota; Viridiplantae; Streptophyta; Magnoliopsida; Lamiales; Phrymaceae. The record is from RefSeq and is a predicted model, not a curated record.
AUGGCUAAUCACCAUUGGAAACUCCUAGCUGCAAUUCUUCUCAUGAUGGCAUCAUCAUCGACAACGAUGACGUCAGCCGCAAGAAAUCUUGACUCGAAAUCGACCCUCUUGGCGCGCCUCAAGUUAAACGAAGAGGGCUCGAAAACGUGUUUGGAUGCUCUAUUGGAGCUCAAAUCAUGCAGUGGCGAAGUGGUGCUAUUCUUUCUUAAUGGAGAGACGAGUCUCGGUCCGAACUGCUGCAGCGCGAUACGAACGAUCGAGCAUCAGUGCUGGCCUUCGAUGAUGGGAACCCUAGGCAUCACCGCCGAAGAAGGGGAUAUUCUUAGAGGCUACUGUGAUGCGGCUGAGCACGGCGGCUCCACCACCACCACUACAGCCACCCCUCCUCCGUCGGCGGUGGCGGCUGUGCACCAGUGCUACAACCUCCCACGCUUAGUCCCGGCGGCACGGAAUUAG